Molecule: messenger RNA, 1662 nt
Organism: Biomphalaria glabrata
Lineage: Eukaryota; Metazoa; Mollusca; Gastropoda; Planorbidae
Exons: 1
Coding region: 1-1662 (553 amino acids)
Source: RefSeq, a predicted model, not a curated record
AUGUCCACCACCCAAGCAGUGUCCACCACUCAAGCAGUGUCCACCACUCAAGCAGUGUCCACCACUCAAGCAGUGUUCACCACCCAAGCAGUGUUCACCACCCAAGCAGUGUCCACCACUCAAGCAGUGUCCACCACCCAAGCAGUGUUCACCAUCCAAGCAGUGUUCACCACCCAAGCAGUGUUCACCACCCAAGCAGUGUCCACCACUCAAGCAGUGUCCACCACUCAAGCAGUGUUCACCACCCAAGCAGUGUUCACUACCCAAGCAGUGACCACCACUCAAGCAGUGUCCACCACCCAAGCAGUGUUCACCACCCAAGCAGUGUCCACCACUCAAGCAGUGUUCACCACCCAAGCAGUGUUCACCAUCCAAGCAGUGUCCACCACUCAAGCAGUGUUCACCAUCCAAGCAGUGUUCACCAUCCAAGCAGUGUUCACCACCCAAGCAGUGUUCACCAUCCAAGCAGUGUCCACCACCCAAGCGGUGUUCACCAACCAAGCAGUGUCCACCACUCAAGCAGUGUUCACCAACCAAGCAGUGUUCACCACCCAAGCAGUGUUCACCAUCCAAGCGGUGUCCACCAUCCAAGCAGUGUUCACCAUCCAAGCAGUGUUCACCAUCCAAGCGGUGUCCACCACUCAAGCAGUGUUCACCAUCCAAGCAGUGUUCACCAUCCAAGCAGUGUUCGCCAUCCAAGCAGUGUUCACCAACCAAGCAGUGUUCACCACCCAAGCAGUGUUCACCACCCAAGCAGUGUUCACCACCCAAGCAGUGUUCACCAUCCAAGCAGUGUCCACCAUCCAAGCAGUGUUCACCAUCCAAGCAGUGUUCACCAUCCAAGCGGUGUCCACCACUCAAGCAGUGUUCACCAUCCAAGCAGUGUUCACCAUCCAAGCAGUGUUCGCCAUCCAAGCAGUGUUCACCAACCAAGCAGUGUUCACCAUCCAAGCAGUGUCCACCAUCCAAGCAGUGUUCACCAUCCAAGCAGUGUCCACCAUCCAAGCAGUGUCCACCAUCCAAGCAGUGUCCACCAUCCAAGCAGUGUUCACCACCCAAGCAGUGUUCACCAUCCAAGCAGUGUUCACCAUCCAAGCAGUGUCCACCAUCCAAGCAGUGUUCACCACCCAAGCAGUGUUCACCAUCCAAGCAGUGUUCACCACCCAAGCAGUGUUCACCACCCAAGCAGUGUUCACCACCCAAGCAGUGUUCACCACCCAAGCAGUGUUCACCAUCCAAGCAGUGUCCACCACCCAAGCAGUGUCCACCACUCAAGCAGUGUCCACCACCCAAGCAGUGUCCACCACUCAAGCAGUGUUCACCAUCCAAGCAGUGUCCACCACCCAUGGAGUGUUCACCAUCCAAUCAGUGUUCAGCACUCAAGCAGUGUUCACCAUCCAAGCAGUGUUCACCAUCCAAGCAGUGUUCACCAUCCAAGCAGUGUCCACCACCCAAGCAGUGUCCACCACCCAAGCAAUGUCCACCACCCAAGCAGUAUCCACCACCCAAGCAGUGUUCACCAUCCAAGCAGUGUCCACCACCCAAGCAGUGUCCACCACCCAAGCAGUAUCCACUACCCAAGCAGUGUUCACCAUCCAAGCAGUGUCCACCACCCAAGCAGUGUCCACCACCCAAGCAAAUGGCAAGUUAAUAAGAUUGUAG